AGAGAGAGAGAGAGAGAGAGAGAGAGAGAGAGAGAGAGAGAGAGAGAGAGAGAGAGAGAGAGAGGAAGUAGUGAACUCUGAGAAAACUGUGGGAGGACGCAGAGGGCAGAAAGUAGAGAGAAUAAGCAGAUGACAGUAAAUAAGAAAGGGAGAGAGAGAGAGCAAAAAGGAGAGAGAGAGAGAGAGCGAAAGAGAUGACUCAGUCUUGGAAAUUGUCAAGAGCGCAUGGAGAAGUAGAGAAAGAGAGCGGUCAUGUCUGCGUCAGCUAAAACCCGCUAAUGCGAUCAAGAUGAGUGUCUGCCGCUGCCGCUGCCUCUCGCGCCGCUUCGCGCGGGCUCUAUUCGUCCUUCUUUUUCAAAUUCUCAGCCUAUCUGCGGCCUAGUCAAGAAGCAGCUAUCACACCUGAUCUGAGAACUUGAACAUUUUCGAAAGAGAGGAAUCGGACGGGAAAAGGAGGUCAAGGAACGAACAGAACAGUUGGCUGUUCUUGGUGCAAGUUCUACAAAUGAAGACCUAGUUGACGCAAAUCGCUUCCUGGUCAUGGAAGCCUGGAUCUAACGCUGAAUGGGAACACUUUGAAAGCGCCAAGACAAAGUUCUGGUUCUCGGUGAGCAUUGGUUCUGUCACUCGUCAUCUUCUUGUGUUUCUCUCUGCUCCACAUCUGGGCGGUAGAAAGCUCACCCUGGAUGCGUGCGAUCUCAAUGUCCCAAAUGAGAGUUGUGUCAAGAGUGAUCUCACCCCCUGAAUGAGGACAGAGGGUAACAGGUCGUGACAUCACCAGCACCAAACAUCACCGACCGACAGACCGAGACACCAGCGAGGAGAAAAGACCAGCGUCGAGGACACAAGGUCUGCUUUAGCACUUUGUGUGGGCAUCUGUAGCAAGACUCUAUGGAAUAGCAGAGGUCGUCGGCCAUGCCUGUAGCCUUGCGCACAAGAAGCUGGGAGGAUCAUGUAACCCCACACUCGAGGAAACAGUACAGCUAUGACGACCUUGAUCUGGUUUGUUGCCAGGCAGGUGUUGGAGGCAGUGGUUCCCCCAGAGGUCGAAGACAGCGAGAGAGAUGCGCAUCGAUGCCAGAAUGUUGCCGUCAUCGUCCUGGCUUUGAAAACUGUCCUGGGGAAUACAUGACCAGGAGGAGGAAGACAUUAUCUGGUACAUUUAAGGGUAUAGGAGCUAGCUAUGAAGGUCAAAACAGUCAAACGUUUACCAAAGGUCACGCUUUUGCGACGACCAGAAAUGCAACGGCAGACGAAGACGUUAACCGAUCAAAAGCCAGUCCAUCAAGUCACAACCAUUCAGCAUCCAUUUCCAACCACUUGCUUUAUGAAAGCCUUGAUGAAAUACAUAAGAAAGAUGAAGACAUCACUAUCAAAACGAUGUCCACAUCCUCUGGCAGUUCUUCAGCAAAUGCUGCAGAAGGACAGGCCAAGAAAAUGGAUUUCACUACAACAGCUGAAACCAAGGAUGUCUCCAAGGACGAUGUUGAAAUCAGCUUUUCUGAAAUUCUCGCGAAUAAUGAAGUAACAACGGAAUUAACAGGAACACCUGAAAUAAACGGCGAGCCAAUGGUAGAAGACAACAUUGGUGAUGCUGUCGUAGAAGCAAGCAUGCUAGAUCACCAACAGGUAAUGAGGGUAGGUGUAGAAGCAACAAUCUUGGUCAAUCAUGGAUUUGAUUUGGAGGCUUCACUUGUACCUGAUGAUCAUAGUGAUGCCAUCACAAGUACUGACCUGACCACAGAGAUCAAGCAGUCUGAAGCUUCUCAAAUUCCCAAGAAUAGCGUUGUUCCAGAUGUUCUCAAUUCUAACAUUUCAAACUCUAACGAUGACCAGGUAUUCACAAGCGAAGAGGUUCUGCAGGUUCACAACCUCAACGCAUCGACAGAACUUGAGUUUUCCGCCUACGUAUCCGAAAGUACUAGUAAUCCUGACAAGUGCAGAGAGUGCGAGUCCAAGCUGGACACCAUUCACGAGGUAUCUUUUACCGAGUUGGGGGAGGAAACACUGGGUCUGCUGAUGGAGGACAACCCAACUUUGGUGGAUCUUAAGGGUGCUGGAAACAUUAAAGGAAGUUCUGUACAACUGGAGAUGCAGGAUACCCCAGAGGCAGGAUUUCUGGGAAACGACAUCACUGGGGUCUCAGCGGACUUCGAGUCUUCGUUACAAAGCAGAAUGGAAGCCUCUGAUCAUGUGAUGAUUCUUCAGACAAGUCCAAAUAUGGAUGAUGUAGAGAGAGACCCCAAACCUGAGGAAGUUCCUGUCAGGCUCCGAACACGGAAGAGCUCGCGGGAGGAUAAAGAGCGGGAACGGUCUCAGCUGGACUCCAUGGUUCUGCUCAUAAUGAAGCUCGAUCAGCUGGACCAAGAGAUCGAGGAUGCUUUAAGCUCCGCCCCCUCCCCCAAGGACACGCCCACUGCGAAGAGGCACUUCAUUUCUGAAGUGGAUUUGGUGUCACUGGAUGGAGAUGGAAGUCUCUCAGGGUCUUUGCGUUCCCUCAACGCUCCUCAUCAUCAGUCUUCAUCAUCGCUGUGUUCCGUCAGAAACAGGACAUCUGUUGCCUUAUCGGAAAAAGACCGAGCAGAACUCGAGGCGAAGGAGGCGUGUACGUGGCUCCGUGCCGCUGGUUUCCCCCAGUACGCUCAGCUCUAUGAAGAUGCUCAGUUUCCCAUCCAGAUCUCGUCAGUCACCAGAGAUCACGACUUUCUGGAUCGAGAUGCCAUCGAAGCACUUUGCAGGAGACUAAACACUCUCAACAAGUGUGCCAUGAUGAAGCUGGAGAUCACUCCUCAGAGAAAACAAAGUGAAGACUCGGAUGAAGACGAGCCCUGUGCCAUCAGUGGCCGUUGGACCUUCCAACGAGACAGCAAACGUUGGUCUCGUUUGGACCAGUUGGACCUGGAUGUCUUCACAUCUCCAGCGGGAGAUGCUGUUUCUGCCCCUACCUUCCUCUCCUCCCAGGAUCAGCGCCUGCCUGGGGGCCACCUGCUUCGGGAGAGGGUUAGUGCUAGUGCCGAAAGUGUGCUAACAGAUCUUAGCGAGCAGCCGGAGGUGGGAUCCUUGCACAGCGCCGGAAGCGGUGGUCAUGGAGGGUCACGUAGUAUUACGGUCCCGUCCAGCCCGGCUAACACCAAUUCCAAUGUCCCUACAGCCUCUACAACCCGUGCUAGCUCUGUUGCUAGCGUGUGCUCUUCUGGGACGUCCGGCGCCAAUGAGGAUUCGCUUUCUGAAGGGAUUCCAUCACCGCUUGAACAUGGAAAUUUUGCAUUUGAUGCCAGAACUUUCUCAGGAAGUAACGGAGAUAGUAAAAGCACACGGUCAAGGGCCAAGAGCUUCCUAAAGCGCAUGGAAAGCCUGCGACUGCGUAGUAGCAGCAUGUCUUCGAAGCGUAAAAAGAAGGGCGUGGUCAACAACGGAAGGCUGGAGAUUAGCGGUCCGGUGUUGAAGGAAGGUCUGGAUGAGGACAAGCUGCGACAGCUCAACUGUGUCGACAUUUCCACGCUGGAGCACACUGGGACCCACAACCGCAGCAUCUCCUACUCCACACAAACGAGCAGCGGAAGCACAGGCAGCAGCCAUUCAGAGACGAGCAGCGGGAGUGCCGUGAGUACGCCCAGUCCGAUCACAAGGGCACGGAGCCACAGCACCGCAGCCGGCUCCAUAAAGCGAGUUGGGAUGUACCUAGAAGGGUUUGACCCGUUCAGUCUUGUUCAGGAAAAUGAGAACCUCGAGAUCCGGAACUUUGGGAGGAAACCUGAACCGAGCAUGACCACAGAGAACAAUCUACGGAACCGUAAUAGGACCGAUGAGAAGCAAGUGGAACAUAAGAGAAUAGAUGAGGAAUCUGGCGUGAUCUAUUUCUACCUUCCUGACGGUCACAAACCGGGCACCUUUCCCAAGUCACUCGCAGAUGGGGAUCCGUUUCAGCGCAGCGACGGCAGGCUUCACCGCAGGUCCUCCACCUCGUUAGACAGUCGGUUGAGUUUCUACGACAAUGUGCCCUUCCCUAAAAUGGCGGAUGAGGAAGAGGAUGAACCAGAGGGAGAGGACGAGGAGGAGGAGCCAAAGAUGGAGGACGUCCUAGAGCGAGUGACUGGCUUGCAGCGACUGGUCAGUACAUGGACAGAAUCAGGGGCUGGAGAGGAAGAGGAUGAGGAAGAGGAAGGAGACUCGGACUCGGCUUUGGAUUCCGCCUCUCCUUGUCCUUCGUCACCGUUACAGAACCGUUUGAUGGAGACUGAGAACGGGAGCGACCAGGAGAGCACAGGGAACCCGCUCGGCGAGCAGGACGACACGGCUAGCGCCAGAGAGAGACGAGACUCUGGUGUGGGAGCGUCACUAACCCGGACUAACAGGCCUCAGAAGCUGCGCUGGCCCAGUUUCCAGAACUCGCACCGGCCGAGUGUGUCGUCGUCCACACUGCAGCUCGACUGUCAGUCGGUACUGCAGAUGAAUCUGCUGCAGAAAUACAGCCUCCUGAAACUCACCGCUCUGCUGGAGAAACACACACCUACCAACAAACACGGCUUCAGCUGGGCCGUACCCAAGUUCAUGAAGCGGAUGAAAGUGCGCGACUCGAAGGAGCGGAGUGUGUUUGGCGUGCCGCUGCAGGUGAACGUGCAGAGGAGCGGACAACCGCUACCGCAGGGCAUCCAACAGGCCAUGCGCUACCUCCGCAACCACGGUCUCGACCAGGUGGGAUUGUUCAGGAAGUCAGGGGUGAAAUCACGCAUUCAGGCUCUGCGCCAGAUGAACGAAUCGUGCGGCACAGAAGGGGGCGGAGUCAGCUACGAGGGCCAGUCAGCUUACGACGUGGCGGACAUGCUGAAACAGUAUUUCAGAGAUCUACCUGAACCGCUACUCACCAGCAAACUAUCUGACACGUUCCUGCAGAUCUAUCAGUUUAUUCCUGUGGAGCAGCGUUUGCAGGCGGUGCGCGCCGCUGUGUGUUUGCUGCCCGACGAGAGCCGUGACGCUCUACACACUCUGCUGUGUUUCCUGAGCGACGUAGCGGCGAACGUGAGCGAGAAUCAGAUGACCUGCACUAACCUGGCCGUGUGUCUGGCGCCGUCACUGUUUCACCUGAACACGGCGCGCAGGGACGCCUCGUCGCCCAGAGUGAUGAGCAGGAAGAACCCCCUGGGGAAACCGGACCAAAGAGACCUGAACGAAAACCUGGCCGCCACACACGGCCUCACACACAUGAUCCAGGAGUGCAGGAAACUGUUCCAGAUGCCUGAGGAGCUGUCCCGCUGCAGGAACUCGUACAUCGAGCAGGCGUUGGUUCCCCCGCGCAUGGAGGACCUGCUGGACGACUCCCACAGCUACAGGAGCCUCGUGAAGGAGAGCACGGACGCGCUGCUUAAAGAAGCCAAGGAAAAGUUCAAAGGUUACGACACCUGCUCGACACCCGAACACGCCGAACUCGCAUACAAAAAGGUGCACGACGGCUGGUCUCUGCGUCAGUGGAAGGUGUGUGUGGACGUGGCGGCCGGAGCGGACGAGGUUCUGCAGCGGAUCGUCCGUGAGCAGGAUCGAUGGGAUGAAGAUCUGCUCGAGAGCCGAGUGAUCGAGACACUCAACAACAACACGGAUAUUUAUCAGUACAUCCGCAACAACAUGGCGCCUAAACCAGCCACCGAUUACGUGGUGCUGAGGUCGUGGGUGACGGACCUCCCUAAAGGUGCGUGUGCAUGUGUGUGUGUGUCGGUGGAGCACGAGGCUGCGCCGGUGCUCGGUGUGCGCGCCAAUGUGAUGACAUCACGCUACCUCAUAGAGCCAACCGGCACGAACAAGAGCCGCGUUACACACAUCUCCAGGAUAGACCGCAGGGGUCGGUGUCCAGAGUGGUAUAACAAGCUGUACGGCCACCUGUGUGUCUCUGAACUGGUGCGGAUACGAGACUCCUUCACCUGCCCACUGGACAAAUAAACACACACACACACACACACACACACACACACACACACACCUGGACCAAUGAUGAUGAAGAUUCUAUAAAUCAGCCUGUCACAAGACGGCAUGUUGAUCCUCCAAGCUACAGAGAUCAUGACCUUUGCAUACUAAAGAUAAACGGUCACAUGACAGGCCUGAAAGACUGGAAUGGUUACACCUGCUGCUGUGACAUCAUCGAUGAUGUCAUGGAAGGACUUGAACAGGGGGGCGGGGGGUUUAGGGUGCUACUGCUUCUGAGAAGCAAGACAUGUUUGUGUGUGCGUGUGCGUGUGUGUGUGCGUGUGUGUGUGUUUGAUGUACGAGUCUGUUGUUGACAAGUGAGACAUAUUCCACCCUAGUAGUACACAAUAGUAUGUACACCUCUACCUGUGUGUGUGUGUGUGUGUGUGAGUUAUAUGUCAGUGUCUGCAUGACUAUUUACAGCUCUUUCACCAUAUCUCUCCUAUAUCAUGGAUGGAUGGAUGAAUGAAUGGACGGAUGGAUGGCUGGAGGUUUAUAGAUAAGCGAGAGAUAGCGGAAUCGGCGGUGUCUGGAACACCUCGCAAACGAGAGAACGAGUGACGAGCGUACGUGGGCUACUCCGGUCCGAGUGCGCUAACGAGAACUGCUUUCCUUUCAUCGCUUAUAUAAACUUACGUACGUUUUAUUUACAGAUCUUCCUAACGUCCCAGCAGUGUUAAUAAUGUUACAGUUGUUGCUAUGGUUACACCGGAGCCUCGCUCUGUUCUUGUUGCGUUUAAACGAUCCACAGAUCCCCCCACCCCCCGCCCCCCGCCCUGCCGUAUAGAUUCAUAUUUGUCGUAUUUUUCGAUCGGUGGACUCACGUUGGGAUUUUGACGUAUUUAAAUAUUCGCGAUCGGUAUUCAUGCUCGGCGUCGUACGGUAAACGGAUAUGGUUCUCGACGGUGCACUCGGGACUGUUUUUUUUUUUUUUUUUACGAAGGGAAAACGUUACUGGACCAAAAGCUACAGAGAUUAGUAUCGCGUGAUUGACGGAAUAAACGAUGGUUGUAUUUUAAAUAAAUAAAUAAAUGAAUCAGCAAGACGUGUUAAUCAGGAUGAGGCGCUAGUUAGGACGUGAUAGAGAGCGAAUGUUCGAGUCACGGCGAUGACAGGAAUAAGAAUAAGAAGUAAGAAUUGUCCGUGCAGGAAGUGCUGGAGAAAUGUGAAGAGGGAUCGUACAUGCUAACUACUGUAGCUACGUAGCGUCAACGACAGCUACUUAGCUACUUCCUUCCAAGCUUUUAUCUUUCUUUGUAAUGAGACGUUGUAUACGACGGGAUUAGAUGGAACCACAGUUUGUUUGUUUGUUUUUUCCCCUCGUAUUUCUGUGGGAACUCUGUGCAGGCAGGUUGCGAGCGGAAAACCGAAGAAACGUUCGGGAAGAAUCUCGCGCGUCGAAAUCCAAGCCAGCGAUUCGUUUGGAUUUGUCGACUCGCGAAACGUACGUAGAAAAUGAACGUCACCGGUCAGUCGUUAGCGUGAAUGUAGAGUUAGGUUCGGUCAGUCACCUUCCAGCCGUUAGCCGUGCCGUUGGCUCCGCCCCCGUGCGCCAGCGACAUUGACGGUCGCUCUGCAGACCUAAACGUCUGUUUUUUUCAUUCUUUGGACAGUGUUAAUGUAAAUGAAGUAAUUUGUUUUGCAAAAAAAAACCAAAACAAAACAAAAACAACACUUAUUUAUGCUCAUCACUCACAGAAUAUAUAAAUAUAUAUAUAUAUGUAUAUAGAUAUAUACAGAUACAGAUACAAAAACGCUGCUUGGAUUUCUCUCCACUUAACGAGAUCUCCUCAUGUUAUAACCAGAUCAUUCCGAAAUAUUUAAUAAUAACCAAAAAUAUCAGAACGUUACAACCUUGUCCAGACGAAUUGUCCGGAAAUUUCGAAAACUUAAGUAACCGCGCAAGUAAAUUUCCUGAACGCAGCAUUUUUGUGUGGCCGUGUGAAAGCUUCGCUCUAACGCCGGCGGAUCCGAUCCGAUCCGAUCCGCCCUGCUCCUGUGCCAUAAACGUGUGUGUAUGUUAAGAUAACGCAUGACUGAACGUUAAUUUAAGGCUUCGUGUAUUUAAACAAGAUAUUAUCGGGAUUUGAUUUUGUAUAUCUUUUUAUUUUAUUGUAAAUGUUACCGCUUAAAGUUACGGAAGAUGGUUUAUCUUUUUUAUAAUUAAUAUUAUUUCUGUACAGAUUAUUCGCAAAGUGCACUAUUAAAGGUAUUCAAUACUGA
Messenger RNA from Ictalurus punctatus (channel catfish), 8178 nucleotides. RefSeq names its product DLC1 Rho GTPase activating protein (gene dlc1). The record is from RefSeq and is a predicted model, not a curated record. Gene Ontology annotation, biological process: actin cytoskeleton organization; regulation of Rho protein signal transduction; signal transduction. The transcript is spliced from 18 exons. Gene Ontology annotation, molecular function: lipid binding; protein binding; GTPase activator activity. NCBI's taxonomy places the organism in Eukaryota, Metazoa, Chordata, Actinopteri, Siluriformes, Ictaluridae. The coding region runs from base 916 to 5931 and encodes 1671 amino acids. Gene Ontology annotation, cellular component: focal adhesion; membrane raft.